This is a messenger RNA of Dermacentor silvarum, 1881 nucleotides long. Its product is annotated as protein-cysteine N-palmitoyltransferase HHAT. Gene Ontology annotation, biological process: protein palmitoylation. NCBI's taxonomy places the organism in Eukaryota, Metazoa, Arthropoda, Arachnida, Ixodida, Ixodidae. Gene Ontology annotation, cellular component: endoplasmic reticulum. The transcript is spliced from 10 exons. The record is from RefSeq and is a predicted model, not a curated record. Gene Ontology annotation, molecular function: palmitoyltransferase activity. The coding region runs from base 1 to 1632 and encodes 543 amino acids.
AUGACGUGUAACAGCUUUGCCAGAAUGGCACGUGCCGUCGUGGACACCAUUGCGCGUUAUGGCUACCUCCGCGUCGCCCACUGGACUGCAUGGCCUCUGUUGUUGUUCUACGCCGCCUACAGUGUCGUACAAAAGAGAGCUGAGAUCGUCUCUGCCCUUCACAGAGAAGUCCGAGGAUUCUGCAAUCGCUAUGAAUGCAAGCAAAGGGAUUACGGCGACUUCGAAUGGGACGCCAUCAUCACACUUUUGUGGUCGAUGAAAUUUUGGAUUCUGACUCACCUUGUCGUCGGGCAGCUGCUGGCGGCGUUCGCGUCACGGUUCCUGCAGCAUUUCUACGUGGCCUACUCACUCCUCUUCAUGAUUCUGUGCUUCCCGACGGAUCUGUGGAUCAGAACCGCAAUCAUGGCGACGGCGUCGUGCGUCUCGGUGUGGCUUCGUCGCCGAUCCGUGGUGUAUGUGGUCGGUGCGCUGGUGGUGGCCACCACGACACUGUCGUUCAUGCCUCGGUAUGAGUUUUCUCCGUGUGUGAUUGGUGGCGAGCGGUCAAUCGAGGCGUCCGUCUUCUUUACCGGUUGGAACGUGCUCCGCUGCGUAAGCGUCGCCGCAGACCUCAUCGACCGAACAUCCAGCGCGCCGAGCGAUGCUCGCAAGCACGUCCUGCAUGCUCUGGCCUACUUGCUAUACUUCCCGGCUCUCAUAGUGGGUCCGGUGACAAACUACGACGACUUCAUGAAGGAGCCCUACCGUCCGCCUGCGUGGAACCGAAAGCGUCUCCUGCAUUUCCUCCUGUGGUGUGUCCGCCUGGUUCUGGGUUACUGCGUCAUGGAGGGAUUCCUGCGGGUGGCCUACGUGCCGAGCGCCGCGAUGGUUCCGCGCUGGUUCCACGCGCAGUCCGGCUGGACGCUCGCUGGACUCGUGUACCUGAGUGCCCUGCAGUUCUACCUCAAGUACAACUUCGCGUACGGCGUCCCGACGAUGUUCUUCUGGCUGGACGGCGUCUGCGAGGGGCUGAACCUCAGGCCUCGCUGCACGGCACGAAUCCACACCGCGGCAAACAUGUGGCGGUAUUUCGAUAUUGCACUCUACAGAUGGAUAGUCAAGUACCUCUACAAAGCGGUGAUCGCAAACCGCUGGACGGUCUGGUGGCGUUUUCUGGGCACCAGCGCUAGCUUUGCUUUCGUGCUCCUCUGGCACACGGUGCAGCCUCACAUGCUCCUGUGGACCACGACCAACUACCUGCUCGUCAUGGCGGAGAUGAUUUGCGUGGGGAUCGCCGCCGCGGCUCCCGUGCGGUCCUGGCUCACGACACGAUGUGGACCUGUCAGAGAGUCUAUACUCAAGGGUAUGCUGUGUGCGGUCAACCUAGUCGGAUCUUACGGCAGCUGUUUCUUCUUCUUGACCGAUUACGACAUUGCGAGUGGUGCAGUCAGAAAGCUGCUCGUAUUUCCUUUCCCACUGCUACCCCUUCUGGUCGGACUUUACUGCAAAGCACAAGUUGCUAUCGACAUAUUGGAAUGGGAAAAAGCACGUAGGCCUGAGAUGGCGGACCAAGAUGACAGUCCGCCGCAAACAUCGGAGGCACCUAGUUCAUCGCCUUGUCCUCUACGGAAGCGCAUCGUUUCAAACACAUAAAUACUCGUAAAUACUCGUAAAUACUCGUGGUAAGGGAGAUAAAUAAGUGCUUACGGUGUGCAAGUGAAUCCUGAGUUAGUUGCCUGACUCGCUGUCUCCAGAGGAAGCAGGCACGCAGAGUACCGAAACUCGAAUCAUUCCUGUAUAAAGCUCAUGGUGGGGAUGAUAGUUCAUUUCGCAUGUCUUGCCGAGGCGACGCCCGGAUUGUCAUGACUCUGCGACUUUUUCUUUGCGCUCCUUCAUUGUUAA